Molecule: messenger RNA, 593 nt
Organism: Ceratotherium simum simum (southern white rhinoceros)
Lineage: Eukaryota; Metazoa; Chordata; Mammalia; Perissodactyla; Rhinocerotidae
Source: RefSeq, a predicted model, not a curated record
CGCCAGGGCCUCUGUAAGGCUGGGCGUGCUGGAAGAGGAGCAAGCGGAGGCCUCUGCCCCUCCAGGUGUGGCCUCCCAUGGACACCAAGACACAGAGCCUUCCCAUCACCCACACCCAGCCCCAUAGCAGCUCUCGGCCCCAGAGCCACACCUGCAACCCGUGCACCUGCGGCCACCACUGCCAGAGCUGCAGCCAGAGCUGCAGCCGCGGCCAGGGUUGCGCCACCGGCCACUGCAGCCAGAGUCCAAGCCCCAACCCACCGAGGCCCCACAAACACACCAUGCACUCCCGCCACUGCCCCACGCGGCCCACCACCCACUCCUGCAGCUACUCCAAGAGCAGGAAGAACUUGAAAAGAAAGGCAGACAAGAGGAAGACGGUCAAGAGGAGCCAGCGGGUUUACAAGACAGAGAGGUGGAGCUCAGGGCGGAAACACAACUGAGACGGCACCCCACGGCUUGUUCCUGUGUUGGUUUCACCCAAAUGAGAAAUGCCAUCACGCGAGGACUGCUAGACAGAAGUCAAACUUUCUGCAGGAACAUGUUAACUACAGUGAUUUCUACGUAACAUUGAUUAAAGCUGGUACACUGGA